AUGGCUAACGAGAAGCCUCCAUUCAAUGGCGUCAAAGGCGCCGGCCCUGAGGGCGAGACUGACAGGAUCGACUUCAAAGACGAAAGAAGUUCUGGUACUGCUUCACCUGACCAUUUGCAUGGAGCGACACUUUGGGAAAGACAACGAGACCCAUAUCUGGGCAAGACCGAACGCGAUGUCAUUGUCGAUGUCGAAGGUCUAGUUCAGCAGUACGACCUCCAUGAUCUUAAGGAUGAGCUCACUCGUGGUGCGCGAUACGCGUUUAAUCGAGAUGACACCGAUCGUCUUCAACCUACAGAAGAGGAGAGACACUGGAUCGCGAAGGAGAAGAGUCCUGCUUUCAAGGACAAGUGGGCUCAAACAAAGAUGAUGUACUAUGUGGCGGUGCUUUGUGGCGCUGCUGCAAUCGUCCAAGGUAUGGACCAAACCGCAGUCAACGGCGCUCAACUCUUCUACUUCGAAGACUUCAACAUCACCAACACCUGGGAGCAAGGCUUGAUCAAUGGUGCACCAUAUCUAUGCUCCGUCCUCAUCGGUUGCUGGACAUCCCCCGUUCUCAACAAAUACUUCGGUCGGCGAGGUACCAUCUGGAUUUCUUGUUUCGUCUCUGUUGCCUCUGGAGCUUGGCAAGGUGCGACUUUCGACAAGUGGCAGCUGUUUGCAUCACGGUUCAUUGGAGGCUUCGCCAUCGGUGCCAAAUCUUCCACUACACCCGCAUAUGCUGCUGAGUGCUCGCCUCCUCGUAUCAGAGGUGCUUUGGGAUCUCAAUGGCAGAUGUGGACUGCGUUUGGUAUCAUGCUGGGAUUCAUCGCGUCUGUUGCGUUCUACCCUGUGCAAGUUGACGGCUACCCGGGCUUGAACUGGAGAUUGAUGCUUGCCUCUACCAGUAUUCCUCCAAUAAUUGUCUGCUGCAUGACCACUUUCGCGCCUGAAAGUCCUCGCUGGCUCAUGAGCAAGGGACGUUAUCGUCAGGCCUUCGAUUCUCUCUGCAGACUUCGCCCAUGCCGAUUGCAAGCAGCUCGCGAUCUAUACGACGUCCAUGUGCGUCUGAUGCUCGAGCACGAAGUCCGACCCAAGACAGCUUGGGCCAGAGCAACCACACUCUUCUCAGUACCCAGAAACCGUCGCGCCGCACAGUCUGCCUUCUUCGUCAUGUAUAUGCAACAAUUCUGUGGCGUCAAUGUCAUAGCUUAUUACUCGUCGAGUAUCUUCACUGAAGCUGGGUUUGGACAGCAGCAAGCGUUGUUGGCUUCGCUUGGUACUGGUAUUAUCAACUGGAUCUUUGCUAUUCCUGGUAUCUUGACUAUCGAUACCAAAGGACGUAGAUGGCUUCUGCUUACUACAUUCCCAUACAUGGCUGCCUGUCUCUUCUUCACCGGAUUUUCAUUCUUCAUUCCUGCAGAGGGUACCGCACGUAUUGGAUGCGUGGCAACGGGUAUCUAUCUGUUCAUGGUUGGAUACAGUCCAGGAAUGGGUCCAGUGCCCUUCACAUACUCUGCAGAAUCAUUCCCACUCGCAGUACGCGACACCGGCAUGGCAUUCGCAACAGCCACAUGCUGGGGUUUCAACUUUGUCCUCGCAUUGACAUGGCCACCUUUGCUUGAGGCAUUCACACCUCAAGGCGCUUUCUGCUUCUACGCUGCAUGGAACCUCUUCGGCUUCGUCUUUACUUGGUUUGCGCUUCCUGAGACAAAAGCAAGACCGCUGGAGGAGUUGGAUGCAGUAUUCAACAUCAGGACAAGGGAUCAUGUCAAAUACCACUUGAUCAAGACGCCUUUGAUCGGAAAGGGACACGUUGGUAAUGACUUGGUAGAUGUAGCUGCUAUUAUCGAGGGCAGAGACAUGAAGGGUCACGUUUAG
This is a messenger RNA of Aureobasidium namibiae CBS 147.97, 1860 nucleotides long. RefSeq names its product sugar transporter. The coding region runs from base 1 to 1860 and encodes 619 amino acids. Lineage: Eukaryota; Fungi; Ascomycota; Dothideomycetes; Dothideales; Saccotheciaceae. Gene Ontology annotation, molecular function: myo-inositol:proton symporter activity. Gene Ontology annotation, biological process: transmembrane transport. The transcript is spliced from 5 exons. The record is from RefSeq and is a predicted model, not a curated record. Gene Ontology annotation, cellular component: membrane.